This is a messenger RNA of Triplophysa dalaica, 927 nucleotides long. Its product is annotated as metalloproteinase inhibitor 4-like. The transcript is spliced from 5 exons. Gene Ontology annotation, molecular function: protease binding; metalloendopeptidase inhibitor activity. Gene Ontology annotation, biological process: negative regulation of membrane protein ectodomain proteolysis; negative regulation of endopeptidase activity. The coding region runs from base 60 to 653 and encodes 197 amino acids. The record is from RefSeq and is a predicted model, not a curated record. Lineage: Eukaryota; Metazoa; Chordata; Actinopteri; Cypriniformes; Nemacheilidae. Gene Ontology annotation, cellular component: extracellular matrix.
UUUCACAGCCUGUAGCUCAGACCUGAUCCUCAGAAAGCAUCAUUUGACUUCUGCUGUACAUGAUGGGCGUCCAACUGUUGGGUGUUGUGCUGAUCUUCUUGUCUGUAGGGCUGAAUAUACAGACAGCAGAGAGCUGCCGCUGUGCCCUACACCCUCAACAUCAAUUCUGCACUUCUGAAAUGGUGAUAUUAGCUGACGUAUCCGGAAAGGGGGGUUCUGUUAACAACUUAUUUCGGUAUAAAAUCAAAAUAAUCCAGGUAUUGAAAGGUUCUAUCAUGGCAAAACGAAUUCAAUACGUCUACACAGAUCCACAAUCAUCAUGUGGCAUCACACUGGAUCAGGGGAGAUACGUGCUUUCAGGGAACCAGCUUAAAGAUGGAAUCGAGGUGGGGCUGUGUAACCUUGUCAAUCGAUGGGAACAUCUCUCCUUAACGGAACAAGAAAACCUCACACAAACCUAUAAGAUGGGCUGUGACUGCACGAUCUCUACGUGUUCUGACAGUCCAUGUUGUCCCCAAUCUAAGAGUGAAUGUAAGUGGGAAAUCAACUCCCCUCAGUCUCGGGAGUACGUCUGUCUGAGGGACAGUGACGGCAUCUGUAGCUGGUACAUGCCACGUUCAAAAGUUGAUGAAAAUGCAUUGUGCAAAGCCUAAAAGACCAGCAUUUUCUCCUUCUUAAAGAAGAUAUUUGGAGAAAUGUUGUUCUUUCUAAAACUAAUUCAGUUUCUGAAUUCUUUUUACUCAAUAUAACUGCUAUUUUAACUCUGAGAGAGGAAAGAUCCUAUUCUUCCCCCACUUACUGUUUCCAUCGGCAAAUUAAACACAAAAUGUACGUGUUUCUAUUUGAUUGUAAUAUGAAUAGUAAACAUGAUUUGUUAAAUCAGGAUAUUUUUCUGUACCUUUGACUUCAAUAAAAAUGAAUAUUGAG